UGCAGCCAAUGUGCGGAGCUUAGCGAAUGAAGGCAUCCUACCACGGAAGAGGGACUUUGAAGGAGCUUCAUCCUACAUUACCUCCUACAUCUCCCACUUCGUUAUUGACUCAGAUCAAUAUUAAAAAUUCUUCUUUAAUUUAUUUUUGCGCAUAAAUCCAUGUUGGGUGUUAUUAUUUUGAAUUUUUUGUUCGAACAUUACUCAAAAAAGAGCAAGUACAGAGUGGAUACACAGAAUUAAACACCGAGGUCCCCUCAAAUGAGAAAUACGUUUGAACGCGGGGGCCCGGUUCGUUGUGCUUUUUGUUUUAUUUAUUAAAACGGUGUGGGCAAUUUCGUGUUUUCAUCCGACGGCGACGCUGCCUGUGCUCGUUACGUAAGCGGGCACUCCGCUGACCAGGGUGCUGAAGUACGCGACGUAACGGGAGCGCAUCCGACACAAGACAAGAGCGCGAGCGCGAGCGUGGUCCGUGCCCGAGCGCCACUGCGCCCACAGGACUCAUGGCAACCUGACAUCCAAACCCCAGGUCCACGAAAAGCCCGAAAUCUUUGCUGCUCCUGCCAGCAUUUUCCGUGUCCUUACUGUUAAGGUCAUACUAGCGGUCCCUGGCAGUGCGCUGAAGGACGGACGGGACGGACGGGACCGGGAUCGAGAGGUUCUCACCGCGCGGGACGGCUUUUCUGCGCUCCUCUUGCUGAGAUCGCACCCGGAGGUUUGGCUUCCACUCGAGUCUAGAAGAUGUCGGGCCAGACGCUGACGGACCGCAUCGCCGCUGCGCAGUACAGCUUGACGGGCUCCGAGGUGGCUCGAGCUGUGUGCAAGGCCACCACGCACGAGGUGAUGGGGCCCAAGAAGAAGCACCUGGACUAUCUGAUCCACGCAACCAACGAGACCAAUGUGAACAUUCCGCAGAUGGCUGAGACACUCUUUGAAAGGGCCUGCAAUGCCAGCUGGGUGGUGGUCUUCAAAGCACUGGUCACAACCCAUCAUAUAAUGGUACAUGGCAAUGAGAGGUUCAUUCAGUACCUGGCUUCCAGAGGGAGUCUGUUCAACCUCAGUAACUUUGUGGACAAAACAGGCUCUCAUGGCUAUGACAUGUCCACGUUCAUCAGACGCUAUGGCAGAUACCUGAAUGAAAAAGCAUUUGCAUACCGACAGAUGGCCUUUGACUUUGCCAGAGUGAAGAAGGGCGCUGAUGGAGUCAUGAGGAUGAUGGCUUCUGACAAGCUAUUAAAAGCAAUGCCGACACUACAGGGUCAGGUUGAUGCCCUGCUCGAAUUUGACGUCCAUCCUAAAGAGCUAACUAAUGGGGUUAUUAAUGCAGCCUUCCUCCUUCUGUUCAAGGAUCUGAUUAAGCUGUUUGCUUGCUACAACGAUGGGAUCAUUAAUUUAUUGGAGAAAUAUUUCAAAAUGAAGAAAGCAGAAUGCAAGGAUGCACUAGAAAUGUACAAGAGGUUCUUAACACGUAUGACCCGGAUUGCAGAGUUCUUCAAGAUGGCUGAGCAAGUAGGAGUUGAUAAAAAUGACAUUCCUGACCUCAGUUAUGCUCCCAGCAGCCUCCUGGAGUCCUUGGAGGCCCACCUGAAUACUCUUGAGAGCAAGAAGGGUGAAGGGUCACCAACAAAGGGGUCUCCUACAAAUGGAUCUCCCACCUCUACUCCAGCCAAGGCAGCAGAUGGUGCCCCUGCUGCCGACACCAUUAUCGCCCCACCUGCCAAGAGCACCACUAGUGCCGUGUCCAACGACCUACUAGAUCUGGACCUUCUCGCUGCCCCCUCACAGCCAACAGAGGGAGCUUCUGCAGCCGCCGCUGCACCCACUUCGUCCUGGGGAGAUCUUCUUGCUGCGGAGUGCCUAGUGGCCCCAGCCGUUCCCGUUAGCUCUCCUGAGACCGUGUCGUCCGAGCCCGCUGCUGCUGUAGACACCUGCUGCCUCGCUGCCACUGCUGCUGAUUCCACACCCGUGCCAGCAGAGGCGGCCGUUGCUUUAGCCCCACCCCCUGCUGCACUUGCUGCCUCCAGCUCCACUGAUGAGAAUCUCUUUGGAGACUCAUUUGCACCCCCCUCUGCUGACAAUGGGGCUGCCUCAGAGGGUGGGGCACCAGCAUCCACACCCACUCCUGCUGCUGAUACAGCUGCUGGAUCUGACCCGUUCGCACCAUCUGAGGGUCAUGCAGAGGUGACUCCAGAGCAGGAUCUCUUUACUGUGAAGCUCAGUGAAUCCAGCGCUGCUGUUCUAACCACCAUUGCUGGUGCUGCACAGACCCCUACGGCAGCUCCCCCUUUCGGCUCUGCUGCCACUGCUGCCCCUGGGCUAGACCUCUUUGGUGAUGUCCCCGCCACAUCGUGUGGGGCCUCUCCUCUUCCUGAGAGCGGGAUGGCUUCUGACCUUCUGUCAAAUGCAUUCACCGCCCCAGCUCCUGCGGCUGCGGCAGUCUCUCCAUCCAAAUCCAAUGCUGAUGCCAUGCUAGAUUUGUUGGGGGACUUUGGUGGCUCGUCCGGGGAAUCCCAGCCCGCUUCAGCUCCGGCUCCUGGUGGAAACCUGCUGGGCGGCUUCAUGACCCCUGCAGCAGCUGCCCCAGUGCCAACAGCAGCGCCCUCUGGUGGUCUGGAUGCCUCAGUCUUUGAUGGAUUAGGAGACCUGCUUGCACCCACCAUGGCACCCCAGAGCUCAUCAGCACCCCCUAUGGGUGGGGUUGGGAUGGCAGGUUCCCCUGCUGGUAAACCCGUUAGUGGCGAUUUGGACUCAUCCCUGGCAAACCUGGUGGGAAAUUUGGGGAUGGGGAAUCAGCAGAACAUGCAGUGGAAUGAGAAGAAGAUGACGGGCGGCGCCAGCUGGCAACCUCAGGUAGCUCCCACAAGCUGGGCUGCUCCUGGCUCUCAGAUGCCGGGCUCUGCCCCCGGGGCUCAUGGGGCCACAGCCCCAAUUGGAGUAAUGUCCCCGCCAAUGGGGGUGCAGCCUGGAUUCGGCAUGACACCUCCUGCUGGCGCUGGGGCUCCCAUGAUGCCUCAGAUGAUACCACAGCCCAUGAUGAGGCCGCAGUUCCCGGGGUCAACCUCGCCCAGAGCUCCGAUGUCGCCGGGUAUGCCUCAGAGCCCCAGAAAGCCCCCGCCUCCCAAAGAUCCCCUGGCAGACCUGAACAUUAAAGAUUUCUUGUAGGCCAGCUCAUCCCUUGAUGAUCAAGCCCACGGAGGCGUCCACACGGUGUUUGCUACAGUUCUGGGGCGCUGCACUCCACCCAGAUUCAGGACUCCCACUUUGACAUAUUCCUCCCCGCCCGGUGUUGUAGUAGAAACUUACCGUCUAUAUUAGGGAGAAAAAAGUGUGCUUAUCUCGAUGUUGUUCUGUACCCAAAUGAUACAAAAAACGCUGCAUAUUUUUUAGUGUUUGCCGCAUUCGACGGUGGCUGUCUUGAUGGAUGUGUGUUGAUAUGUUCCCGUGCAACCCCACUUUUGCAGGCGGGGGGACAUGUGGCUUUCCUGUUGUAAACAAUAUGAAGAUGUGUGUAACUGUGUUGCUCAUUACAGGUAUUGGAUGUACAUAGAUCUCAUAUGCAAAUACCAACGUCAUUCCUGUAUUUGUUCAAACGAGUAUCCAUUGUUUGAAGGAAUAUACAUUAUAAUGUAAGACUGAGCUUAAAUAUUGUCAUGGACUGAAAAAGUAAUGUGGACUAAAUGUUACACAUACAUGCGUUCUGAGCGCUGGAACUCCCUGUGUUGAUCUUUUGGUUCGUUCCAUACUGUGUUGUGUGCUCCAUAUUAGAUGUAACUCACAAUUAUAUGUAAUGCUUUGUUUGAUAUGAUAAAAUACGGUAUGCAGAUCAGGAUAUUUUGUUGACACGUUAUAUACUUGUCAGUAGAGUAUAAAGGAGAACAUGUACUAUAUAUGUACUGAAAAUGCACCAUAUUUUAGUGAUUUCUAAAUUAAAUUAUAAAAUGCUUGGAAUUAAUAUUUUGGCCAGGUAUUUGGCAGUCUAGUUUAAAAUUUAUGACAAGCAGCCAGCGGGCAGAAAAGAAGCCUAUUCCGCAAAGAUGGUUCAGUCUAUGAUGUGCUUACAUGGGAAUAAACUCCGUUUACAUGCAUCCAUUGUUGUUUUUCAUUCUCACAGAAAUUGCAAAGGCUUUUAUCUCCACCCACCGCUUCGCCCGAACCCAGUCCUGUUCUUUUGCGCACCGGCUACUCAUCUGGGACCGGAAAUCUUGUCCUAACUCAUUUUGUUUGUUUGUCUGGUACUUUG
Scleropages formosus (Asian bonytongue) is the source of this 4237-nucleotide messenger RNA. Its product is annotated as clathrin coat assembly protein AP180-like. Gene Ontology annotation, cellular component: clathrin-coated pit; clathrin-coated vesicle; extrinsic component of presynaptic endocytic zone membrane. The coding region runs from base 739 to 3159 and encodes 806 amino acids. Lineage: Eukaryota; Metazoa; Chordata; Actinopteri; Osteoglossiformes; Osteoglossidae. Gene Ontology annotation, molecular function: 1-phosphatidylinositol binding; phosphatidylinositol-4,5-bisphosphate binding; SNARE binding. Gene Ontology annotation, biological process: clathrin coat assembly; synaptic vesicle budding from presynaptic endocytic zone membrane; clathrin-dependent endocytosis. The record is from RefSeq and is a predicted model, not a curated record. The transcript is spliced from 28 exons.